Laccaria bicolor S238N-H82 is the source of this 1668-nucleotide messenger RNA. RefSeq lists its product as uncharacterized. Bases 1 to 1668 code for a protein of 555 amino acids. The record is from RefSeq and is a predicted model, not a curated record. Lineage: Eukaryota; Fungi; Basidiomycota; Agaricomycetes; Agaricales; Hydnangiaceae. The transcript has 10 exons.
AUGGAGGUCAAGAAUGAAGACGAGAAAAAGUUCAAUAUCAAUGGACUUAAGGAGGAAGAGGACCGGAAACUUCAAGUUGGCCACUAUUCAGAUACUAUUAAGGCCGAGUUCCAAGAGGACGUGAAGGCUAACUGUGCUUUGAAAGUAAAGCCAGAAGACUGGAAAGGCAUUAUCAAGGGUGAACUUUCUGGAGACAAGUCGGCUUUGUCCACCGUGACCGGUGGACCAGUGUGGUCGGCUCUUUCACUCGAUGACGACGAUAUUGACGUCAACGACUUUCCGAUUGGUCCCGUUGAAGAGCCAUAUGGGGAUGAUGAUGAUAUUGAUGUUAACGACUUCCCGAAUGGUCCUGUCGAAGAGCCCUAUAGGACUGAUGACGAUAUUGACGUCAACAACUUCCCGAUUGGUUGUGUUGAGCCAAUGGCAUGUGGUGCUGUUGACAGCCCCAUGGAAGAUGUUGACAAUGGUUCUCAAGGUGAACAUCUCAAAACACAUCUGGCUGUUGCUGUCAAGGAAGAAUUGCGAGAUGAUAUUUCCCUUCUCAAUCCUCAACCUGUGACGCAACCACGUUUGGAAUUUGAUGGUGUCUUGUUGCCAUCUCUGGCUGAAAUUCGUCAACGGUGGGCCUUGGAGGCAAAUCUGACCCAAGCAAACUCUUUAGAUGAAGUUGAGGAGAUGAAUAAAAAGGUUGAGUCUUGGCGGAAUCCCAAAAUGAAGAAGCAAGAAAAUCUCGUGAUGGAUCUGGGGGUUACCAGCAGACGUCUCCUCGCUGCUGGGAUUCAUUUUUUAGAUCUCGAGCUUGAGGAUGAGCUCAAGGAUGUCAUGGUUUCACGUAAAUUCAUGGCGAUGAGGUUCGGUGGCAGCGCGCAAGAGACCACUCCGAAUAUAUCGAAGGCGAACUUCAAUAAACAUGGUUUUGACAACUUCAUGUACUGCAAUACGGACGCUCACUCAAUGGCGCCAGAGAUUCCAGGGGCUGGUGGCCUUUUUUUCAACCCUGAUCAUAUACCAGGUUUUACAGGAAUCAAGUACCGCCUUUUUACCAGGAUCCAGAGAACCCCCAAGGCCUUGUGGACAUAUGUAGGAGAAUAUGAAGCACUUGUAUCUCAGUCACUAUCGAAAGCGGAGUGGAAUGAACAAACAAACAGGGUCAAAUCUACUUGGGCUCACAUGAUCUUCAAGAAGGACUGGGGGUCCAAUGUUCGUUUACGGAUUUUCACUCGAAAAAAGCAUAAUGUUCGCACUCCAACAGAAGAGCAGCUGGAGAAGGUCUGGGAUUCAGGAGAGUACAAGGGGAAAGUGACUGCUGGUGAGAUACAGGCAGCAUUUGAUUGUGGCGAAGAAGUUCUUCACGUCUGGGUGAUGAAAUGUGUUGGGUUUGACAAGUCCCUUCAACGUCAAAUCAAUGAAGAGCUCAAAACCUGGGAUUCCUCAGAGGCCUCUCGCAAAACCAACAAGAAAAAGGUAGUUCGUGGAGUUAAAAGAAAGCGUGGUGAACAUGACAGCGAUGAGGGGGGAGAUAGUAAAGACAAGGAUGAAGAAGAGGAAGCUGACUUGGAGUCAGAGGACGAAGAUGGCUGGGAAAAUGACCACAAGGUGGAUUUAGAGGUGACUGAAUUGCAAUACCGAAGCAGGGGAACACGAUCUAGGCCUAUCCAUAUCUCGUAG